This is a messenger RNA of Rhodotorula toruloides NP11, 3141 nucleotides long. Its product is annotated as histone demethylase JARID1. The record is from RefSeq and is a predicted model, not a curated record. The coding region runs from base 1 to 3141 and encodes 1046 amino acids. Gene Ontology annotation, molecular function: DNA binding; histone demethylase activity. The transcript is spliced from 5 exons. Gene Ontology annotation, cellular component: nucleus. Gene Ontology annotation, biological process: chromatin remodeling. NCBI's taxonomy places the organism in Eukaryota, Fungi, Basidiomycota, Microbotryomycetes, Sporidiobolales, Sporidiobolaceae.
AUGAUGGCCAGCCCGUCGCCGCCGCUUGCGACGUUCAUCUCGUCCAUGGACUUGGUCUUCAGCGACGACGAGGGCGGCGCAGGACCCAGCUCGGCGUCGAGCAGUCGCAACGGGACCCCCUCCUCGAGCCUGGGCAUGUCCGGCGAGACAGAAAGCGCAGCGUCGACCAGCAAGGGGCGCAUGAUGGCUUCGUCGGGCGGGCGUAUGAGUGUCAGGGCGUCAAAGGCGAGCGCUCUCGCCGCCCUGCAGCUCAAGAACAAGCAGCAGGCUGCCGCUGCCGCUGCCGCCUCGACCUCUGCGGAACUCACGCCCGAGGUCAAGUCGGAAUACGUUGUCGAAGAGGAACCGCUCGGCGCACACCCUUCCAAGAACAGCGCUCGACGGGCCAUGAAGCUCCCGCGCGCGCCGCCGCUCGACUUCUCGACCCUCCGCACAGAGGCACCUCGCCUGCCCAACCCUCCGCCCCGACAAAAGCCUCGCCUGUUCGAGCUCGAAGAGGCGCCCGUCUAUCACCCUACAAUUGAACAGUUUGCGCAGCCUAUGGAGUACAUCGAGUCUAUCGCCCACGAGGCGAGGCAGUUCGGAAUCUGCAAGAUCGUACCGCCCGAAGGCUGGCGUCCGACCUUCGCCAUCGACACCGAGACCUUCCGCUUCAAGACUCGCUUGCAGCAGCUCAAUUCGAUGGAGGCGACCGCUCGCGCCAGUCUCAACUUCCUCGAGCAGCUGUACCUCUUCCACCGCCAGCAGGGAAGCACGGGCAUGACCAUCCCGUCGAUCGGCGGCAAGCCCGUCGACAUGUGGAAGCUUAAGCGCGAGGUCAACGCUCUCGGAGGAUACGCUGCUGUCACGAACGGUCGCAAGUGGACGACUGUCGGCAAGGCGCUCGGCUACAACGUCGCCUCCAACACCGGCAUCUGCUCGCAGCUGAAGAUGUCGUACUACCGCAUCAUCGUCCCAUUUGAGGAGUACGUCAAGCGCGUCAAGCUCGCCGGUGGACAGGCUCCGCCCGACCCCGUCAAAGAGGCCUCGCACGUUGGUGACACUUCGGACGCGAUGAAGGCGUUCGCGAGCAAGUUGGCAGACACGCCGAAGCAGCAGCCGAACGGCUCGGAGGAGCUCCUCACACCGAUGUCGGAGACCGGUCCGUCGAGGCGCUCGCAGCUCGAGCCGAACGAGCGUGUGCGAACGGCGUCGGACAAGCUGAACGAGGCUCUCGAGCUCAAGCCGACCACUCGCCACAAGACUCGUCGUCCCGGCGAGGCGUGCGAGAUCUGUACGCUCGACCACGACCCGGAUCGCAUUGUUCUCUGCGACGAGUGCGACCGCGGCUACCACCUCCACUGCCUCACCCCGCCGCUCAAGCAGGUCCCGACCUCGCAGUUCUACUGCGACAAGUGCCUCUUGAACAACGGCGCCGACUACGGCUUCGAGGAGGGCCAGGACCACAGCUUGUACAGCUUCCGCCGCCGCGCCGAUGCGUUCAAGCGCAAGUGGCUGCAGGAUCAUCCUCUCCCGCUUUCGAAGGGCAAGGGCCGCGAAGACGACGCGCCGGCUGCGGAGGAGAACGGCGACGAUGUCUGGAAGGAGCAGAUCGCGAUCGAGGACCACUUUGAGCGCGAGUUCUGGCGCCUCGUCGAGUCGCCAAGGGAGACGGUCGAGGUGGAGUAUGGCGCCGACGUCGCUUCGACCAAGGAUGGAGCUGGCUUCCCCAACAUCGAGGUCCACCCUCUCGACCCAUACUCGCGCGACGGCUGGAACCUGCACAACCUCCCGAUCCUCGCCGGCUCGCUCCUCCGCUACAUCAAGUCCGACAUCUCUGGCAUGACGAUCCCGUGGAUCUACGUCGGCAUGGUCUUCUCGACGUUCGCUUGGCAUAAGGAGGACCACUACACGUACAGCAUCAACUAUCACCACCUCGGCGACACGAAGACGUGGUACGGCGUGCCCGGCGCGGACGACGAGAAGCUCGAGGCGGCGAUGAAGCAGUCGGCGCCCGAGCUCUUCGAUCAGCAGCCCGACCUCAUGUUCCAGCUCGUCACCCUCAUGAGCCCUGAGCGCCUCAAGAAGCACGACGUGCGCGUCUACGCCGCCGAUCAGCGCCCAAACGAGUUCAUCAUCACCUUUCCCGGCGCCUACCACUCGGGCUUCAACCACGGCUUCAACUUCAAUGAGGCCGUCAACUUCGCCCUGCCCGACUGGCUCGAGGACGACCUGCGCUGCAUCGAGCGCUACCGCGAGAUCAAGAAAAAUCCCGUCUUCUCGCACGACGAGCUCCUCAUCACCAUCGCGCAGUGGGAGCGGGAUCCUCGCACGGCGAGCUGGCUCAGCCCGCACAUCCGCGAGAUGGUCGACCGCGAACUCGAACUGCGCGAGCGCAUCCGCGCCAGCGAGUCGGCGCCGGACGAGCUCGUCGAGCCGUUCGACCGCGUCGAGGAGGAGUACCAGUGCGAGCACUGCAAGACGAUGUGCUACCUCUCGCAGAUUAUCACCGAAGACGCACGUUCGAUCGCCUGUCUCGACCACGGCUCAACCCUCCCGACUGGGACCAAGAUCCUGCGCAUCCGCUUCACCGACGCCGAGCUCUCGCAACUCGCGAGUCGCGUUCACAACCGCGCGCUCAAAGCCUCCCGACUCCCUGAACCGACAACCGGCACGCCAGAAGCUGCAGACGCGCCGAGGCAGUCAGGUCGCAAGCGCAAGCCCUCGGCUGCUUUGCUCGAGGCAGCGGGCGAGAUGGCUCUCCCGGCGGCGCAGCGCGUCAAGGUCAUCCACGAGGAGUCGGAGGAGAGCGACGAGGACGACGAGGAGCAGGCGGAAGACGCUGGCGCUCAGGAGAACGGCAUCAAGGCGGAGGACAUGCCGAUCGAACAGGGCGACAUCGCAGUCGACCCGGCUCUCUCGUUCGCUGCGCCUGCUCCUGCGCCUGUCGCCGCGCCGCCGCCGGUUGCUGCAGCCGCCAACGGCGACAUCAUCGUCGACAGCGGUGUCUACACACCUCAGCGGUCUCCGUCGCCCCAAGCCGGCCCCUCCUACGCCUCCUCCGCCUACCAGCAGACCCAGCUGCGCUUCUCGCCGCCUCGACCCGGACCCUCUUCAAUGCCGCUUCCUCCCGUCUCGCAGGCUCCCUGGGGACGCUGGUAG